UGAUUGAAUUGAACAAUUCAGAUAGCGAGAAAUGUUUUUUAUAUGCUGUAUACACCUCUGUGGUAAAAGACACUACAAUAUUAUAACUAUAGAAUGUGUAAAUGGAAAGGCACAAUAUUUUGCCCAAAUUACUCUCUCUCUCUCUUAAAUGCUACGAUUUGAGAAAAACAGUGUCCACGCCUUCUGGUGCAGUCACUGAAAGUAGGGGAUAACUUCAGUGUUCUAAUACACUGUGCGGGCAACGAGCAGAUAAAAUGGGAGUGCGUGAGCAGGUGAAGAGCAUUUUAUUAUACCUCUGCAUCUGUAGUCAUGUUUGUACUGAAGAGUGGGAACUCACGCUGCUUCAUACCAACGAUGUCCACGCACGGGUUGAGGAGACAAGCAAGGACUCCGGCAAAUGCACCAAGCCUCCGUGUUUUGCCGGGGUGGCACGGAGAUUUACGAAAAUAAAGGAGAUCCGGAACCGAGAGAAAAAUGUGAUGCUGCUGGACGCAGGCGAUCAAUUUCAAGGAACCGUUUGGUUUAAUGUCUAUAAGGGAGCAGAGGCUGCACAUUUUAUGAACAAACUUGGCUACGAUGCAAUGGCUCUGGGGAAUCAUGAGUUUGACAAUAAAGUGGAGGGACUUAUCAAGCCGUUUCUCCAGGAGGUGAAGUGCACAGUCCUCAGUGCUAACAUCAAAGCAGACGACACACUAGCACCUCGCAUCAGUGGCCUUUAUUUCCCUUAUAAGGUAUUUGAUCUGGACUCUAAGAAAGUGGCCGUGGUGGGAUACACAUCAAAGGAGACGCCUGCUCUGUCACAAACAGGACCUAACUUGGUGUUUGAGGAUGAGAUUGAUGCUCUCCAGCUCCAGGUUGACAAACUAAUCACUUUGGGGGUCAACAAGAUUAUCGCCCUUGGUCACUCUGGAUUCGUUACAGACAAAGAAAUAGCCAGAAGGGUAAAGGGUGUGGAUGUGGUCAUCGGAGGACAUAGUAACACCUUUCUGUACACAGGAAAACAGCCUUCCUCUGAGGUCCCGGCAGGUCCCUACCCGGUCAUAGUAAGGUCAGAGGGUGGGCGUGACGUCCCUGUGGUGCAGGCCUUUGCCUUUGGGAAAUAUCUGGGUUACCUCAAGGUGACGUUUGACGAAGCUGGCAACGUGCUCCAGUCCACAGGCAACCCCAUCCUUCUGGACAGCUCUGUACCAGAGGAUCCCAGUAUUCUGGCUGAAGUCAACGAGUGGAAAAAGGCCCUGGCAAAUUACUCCUCCCAGUAUGUGGGGGAGACCCUGGUGUAUCUCAAUGGAACGUUUGAAGAGUGCAGGUUCCGAGAGUGCAACCUGGGAAACCUAAUCUGUGACGCUAUGGUACACCACAACAUUAAAUAUGCAGAUGAGCUUCAAUGGAACCAUGUUAGCUCCUGCAUCCUCCAAGGGGGAUCGAUACGGUCAUCCAUAGAUGAGCGGAGUCGAAACGGUUCCAUCACGAUGGAGGACCUCAUUGCUGUGUUGCCGUUUGGAGGCACCUAUGAUCUGGUUCAGCUGAAGGGAUCUACUCUGAGGAAGACUUUUGAGCACUCCGUCAGGAGAUAUGGAGGGAACACAGGGGAAUUCCUUCAAGUAUCAGGAUUUCAUGUAGAGUAUGAUAUGUCAAGGCCCCCUGGGGAGCGCGCUAGGAGUAUUAGUGUGCUCUGUACGGACUGCCGGGUGCCAGUCUAUGAGCCUCUGGACGACAGAAGGCUAUACAAGGUGGUCCUGCCCUCAUACAUGGUGGAAGGAGGAGACGGAUUCUCCAUGAUUAAAGAGGAGAACCUGAAACAUGACAGCGGUGACAUGGACAUAUCGGUGGUGGCCAGCUAUAUUGCUGAGAGGAAGAAGGUGCACCCGGCUAUAGAGGGACGUAUCAAGAUUUCCAACUCAGCUUCAGUGGGGCCUGGUCACAUGGCUCUGUUAAUCAUGCUGGGGCUAGUGAUGGCUCUGUUUGGGAGACUGAGAGAUCCCUGGCUGCAAUCAUGAUGCAAAGCUCACCAUUGGAUAUGUUCUUCUCACCAACAGCAUUCAAGGGAAGAGCUCAACUCUAGUUAGUCUGAGUACAAAUUGAACAGGGAUAUGGUGAAUGGAUAUUUCACCAAUGCUCUCAGAUUUUUCUUUCUAAAUACUGCAGUUUGAUAUGAAAUUCGCUAUUGAAACUUCAGGGAAAAUACUGUAAAUGUAUUAUCCUAUGGCUAAAACUAGAAAUGAUGCACUGGUAAGUCUCGUGUACAGUCGCUGCCGUCAAGCUCUUGGUCUGCGAUCCAGUUUGAGCAUAAACAUACAUUUGCUUAUGUACUCUAACAGAUGGAAACAGAUGACCGGUGCUUGUUUAAGUGUGUGCCCCUGGCAGAGCCUACUUAACCAGCAUUAGGACUGAAGCGUUAAAGGUUUUGGGUCAUUUCCGAUUGAGCCGACAUAUGCAGUCUCCGCUAACGGGGGACAUUGCCUUUAAAUAUCAAUCACGCUGUAACACCGAAUGUCCAUUAUACGGAUAGAAUAGACUUUGUUUAUGAGAUAGGGUGUCCAAACACAGAGCUCCGGAAUAGUUUUGUCAAUAUUUUGAAGCUCUUUUAGAAAUAUAAUCUCUCAAGGUGGGAUAAACAAGUAGUGACCAACCUUUUGUAAACAUUUAGAGAACUCUAUUUACAGGACAUACCCACUCAAAGUAACAAGGUAGCAGGAAACUGAUACACUUGGUAUUGAUUCACACAGGAAACUGUUGAGUGAAAAAUCCAGCAGCGUAGCAGUAUUUGACACAAACUGGUGCGCCCAGCACCCUAUUACCAUACCCCGUUCAAAGGCACUGAAAUAUUUUGUCUUGAUCAUUCAGAUUGAAGUGGAUUUAACAAGUGACAUCAAUAAGGGAUCCUAGCUUUCACCUGAUCAUGGAAAGAACAGGUGUUCUUAAUGUUUUGUACACCAAAGAGGGAAUGUUUUUCUCUGAGUUGUAAUUUUUUAAUAGCCUAUGAUAAAUUGUGACCUAACAUUUUAGAUUUGGUGAUAUUACAACAAGGUUGGUAAUAGUACAAUAUACUGAUGAUAUGUACCUAAAGCCUGAAGGUUAUACAGGUAAAUUAACAAAUUGUUCUCCUUACUGUUUUUUAAUGUCUAGCAGCUAUUUCUGCAUAUACAAACAAGUCACCAACUGUAACAAUUCAACAGUAAAAAUACCAAUAAAUUGUCGUGACUAAAAAAAAAAAAAAGCUAAUCUUAAACUCGUUAAAAACAAAGAAACACAUGAACUAUGAAAUGCCGCCCAGGCGUAAUUCCAUUGAAUUUAUUAUUUCUCAAAGGAAAGAAUUACAUAACAUCCCUCACAGUUACUCUUUAACUUGUGAGUGGUGUAACCUUGAGCUUUGCUGCUCUCACUAUUCAUCAGAUCUCUGUCAGGGCCACGGGGUAGAGUAGUAUUCUGAGGACAAGGACCAUUCCGUCUCUGGAUUGCUCACAGAAACACAAGCUUUAUUGUUCACAGGGGCCAGCUAUUAGUCUCCACUGAUGGCUCUGACCCAGCUGGCUCUGACCAGUGGGAAUGUACAUGGUGUUGCCAAUUACCACAUCCACGGAACACUGCAUGGAAAGUAUCUCCUUUUCACAGUGGACUAAAACAUUAUCAGGGCAGAAAUGAGACUCCAAGGAGGGAAGGGAGAUGGAAAUCACAUUAGGUCAUAUGCAGGACAAAACAGGUCUUAGUGCUCAGCUUAUUGCUCCAACCUGCUUCUCAGCUGUAAAAUUACACAAAGGAACCUACAGUUACCAUACAAAAUACAGAGACUGUUUAAAGACCAAUUGAAUCUGUCAUCUCACUUGGAGAAGGGAAGACAUCUAAAAUUGACACAUCUAACUAAAGAUGGACCAGUUUGCAGGCAGCAAGGCAUUAUUAUAUCCAAUAAGUAAAAUAUUUGACCACCCAGUAAAAUCUAGAAAUAUAUUUUUAUUAAUGCAUUAUUAUACAUUGGAAUGUUGAUAUAUGCUCACAGAGACAUUGGAAUUUGCUGUAUUGCACUUUGGCUCCAGAAAAAGGAAGCAAGCUGUUUUCUAAAUUCACUGGUUACUGUCUGCCGACGGCUCCCCUUGUCCCUUCUGAAGAGACAACAUACAGUAUCAGCAGGGAGGUACACAACCUACAUCCUGUUACCGUUCUACUUUCACUUAAUUUAUAAAUGUCUAAAUAGUUUGGAAAAGACAUCCGGUUGAUUACCCCCUAGUUGAAACAAAGUGAGUGUUUACUUUCAGGGGCCCUAUGGCAGAGAGAUGCUUAAGUUAAAUACAAUAUACAGUGCCUUGCUAAAGUAUUCAGACCCCUUGGAUUUCAUUGUGUUACAAAGUGGGAUUAAAACAGAUAUAAUUAUAUUAUUUUUGUCAACAAUAUACACAAAAUACUCUGUCAAAAUGUAAGGAAAAUGUAUAUUUUUUAUUUUUAUUAAUAAAAAAUAUAUAUAACUAACAGUUGUAUCAAUCUGCUUGAAACACUAUGGCAACACUUGAAUUGCUGUCUAGCCAUGAUCCCCAACAUCUUGACGGAGUAUGAAGAAUAUUUACAAGGAAAAAUAAAAUAGGCAAAUAUUGAACAAUCGUGGUGUGCAAAGCUCUUAGACACUUACCCAAGAAGACUCACAGCUGUUAUCGCUCCUUAAGAGUUUCUAACAUGUAUGGACUCAGGGAGCUGAAUACUUAUGAAAUUACGAUAUUUUAUUUAUUACAUUUUUAUUAAUCAAAAAUAAAGUUUGUAUUUUUCAGACA
Messenger RNA from Oncorhynchus keta (chum salmon), 4757 nucleotides. RefSeq names its product snake venom 5'-nucleotidase-like. The transcript has 9 exons. Gene Ontology annotation, cellular component: plasma membrane. Bases 255 to 1997 code for a protein of 580 amino acids. Lineage: Eukaryota; Metazoa; Chordata; Actinopteri; Salmoniformes; Salmonidae. Gene Ontology annotation, biological process: AMP catabolic process. Gene Ontology annotation, molecular function: nucleotide binding; metal ion binding; 5'-nucleotidase activity. The record is from RefSeq and is a predicted model, not a curated record.